AUCACGUUUUUUUUUUUUUAAUCUAUAAACCCAUCCUGCCAUUGAAAAGGCAUUUGUCUGCAAACAAAAACCCUAAUCCUAACCCUCGUCUCCGUCUUCUUUCGAUUAAAUCAUCAAUCGAUGGCAAGAAAGCGAAAGCACGACUCUAAAAUCAAUGAACCAACUGAACCACCGCAAAAGCAGCUUCAACAAGAGCCAUCGAAACAACAAGAGCAAACUGCUGCUGAAGACCCCGUACCAGAAAACAAUGAAGAUGUCGAAUACGAAGAAGUCGAAGAAGUAGAAAAGGAAGAGGAAGGAGAAGGAGAGGGAGAAGGAGAAGGAGAAGGAGAAGAGGAGGAGGUUGAAGAAGAAGAUGACGAAAACCAGGAGAUGGUGAACGCCUCAGGAGCAGAUCAGAAGGACGAGGAGGAUGAUGAGCCGAUAGAGAAGCUUCUGGAACCGUUCAGCAAAGAUCAGCUUGUUAAUCUGCUCCGUGAAGCAGCUGAAAAGAAUACUGACGUGGCGAUUCGAAUUCGCGAGGUAGCUGAUGAGGAUCCAGCUCACCGGAAGAUAUUUGUGCACGGUCUUGGUUGGGACACAAAGGCUGAGACUCUAAUUAAUGCAUUUAAACAGUACGGUGAGAUUGAGGAUUGCAAAGCUGUUUGUGAUAAGGUGUCUGGGAAAUCCAAGGGUUAUGGUUUCAUUCUGUUCAAGACGCGAAGUGGGGCGCGUAAGGCACUUAAGGAGCCACAGAAGAAGAUUGGAAGUCGGAUGACAUCUUGCCAGCUGGCCUCUGUUGGCCCUGUGGCGACUCCUUCUGCUACCAAUAUGACCCAGCAUCAUCAACAGCAGCAGCCACAGCCAGUAUCGGAGUAUACUCAGAGGAAGAUUUUUGUGAGCAAUGUUUCCGCGGAACUGGAUCCACAAAAGUUGCUGGAGUUUUUCUCGAUGUUUGGAGAGAUUGAGGAAGGACCACUGGGCCUGGAUAAGGUCACUGGAAAACCUAAAGGGUUUUGUUUGUUUGUUUAUAGGACAGUUGAAGGUGCCAAGAGUGCCUUGGAAGAGCCGCACAAGAAUUAUGAAGGUCAUGUUUUCCACUGCCAGAAGGCUGUUGAUGGACCGAAACCUGGAAAAUCUCAGCACCGCCAUCACCAGAAUAUGCAGAAUUCACAUUUUCAGAGGAAUGACAAUGCAGGUUAUGUUGGUGCAGCGGCACGACCUGGCCACUUGAUGGCACCAUCUGGACCUGGGGUUGGAGCCACAGCUGCUCAGGCAUUGAACCCUGCUAUUGGACAGGCUCUGACAGCCAUACUGGCAACUCAGGGUGCUGGAUUAGGGAUCAACCCGGCACUCGGGCAGGCUUUGCUGGGGCUGGGCUCUGCUGCUGGUGCAGGUGUGGGAAUUCAGGGUGCUUAUGCAAAUCAGGCAGUGAGUCCCGGUGUCAUGACAGGGUAUGGGAACCAGGGUGGAUAUCCAAAUCAGCAGAUGCCACAAGGUGGGUCUGGAAGAGGGCAGCAUGGUGUCAACCAGUAUGGAGGCGCCCCAUACAUGGGUCACUAGGUAUUCCUGAGUUGUUGAGGUAUAAAUGCAUUCUCAUACUUUUGACUACCAAAGGGGAUUUGCCUUGGAUGGACAUUUUCGCCAGUGUGGAUACAGAGAACCAUGUUCCAUGGAGUGGAAGGUAUGGAAUUUAACUUACAAUCUAGAUAACGAGUUGCAAUUUUGUAGUAUAAAACAUUCUGGAGGUUCAAAUGUGGCCUUGGAGUUUUGAAAGCUGUUCUAUUGUUAUUCCCUCUUUGGGUCUUCAUGUUUUUCCUAUAUAGGUUUUAUAAUGUAGAAUUAAGAUGUCAAUGCAUUUUCAUGUUGGCUUAAUCUAUCUCUUUUAGGUUUGACUAUAUAGAAAAAAAAAGCCUUAAAAUCACUUGGAUCUUGGUGGGUAUAGUAUGAGUUUGGAUAACCAUGUUACCAUAAGCUAUCCAAUGGGGUGUUUUGGAUUCACGGGUUGAUAUUUCUUGAAGUUAAACCAGAGAAAUCAGUUGGAAGGAUGUUUGAUGGAUAAAUUAUGUAUAAAGGCAAGUUUAGUUACGAUCUUUACAUAUUUUUGGAUUUGUGGUCAGACUGAUGUUGUUGCCUUAACAUCUGAACUUAAAUCUUUCAAUAUUCAACAUUUUUUCUCUUAAUCCAGAGGUACACGGAGUAGAUAAGUUUUUAACAUUGAGUACUUGUGACUUAUUCUCAAACCACUGUUGCACUUACUGUAUGAUAUCUAAUUAUGUGUCCCGAAACUGAAACCAAACUUCCACUUUUUUCUUGUUUAGAAAUGUCCAAAAUGAUGUGCUUCAUACAGGGAAUGAGUACUGGGUAUGAAUUUCUAUUAAUUUGCAUUUCAUUCUUUUCACUUAUCUCAUUUCUGAAGCGUAUUUUGAUGUAGAUGAAUUUUAUCAAUAUCCAAAAAUAAGUAUUUGGAACAAAAUAAGUCUUUAGUCACUUUUACAAGUUGCAGUAUUUUUUAGCUCAACCUUUUUGCUUCAUAGAUAGAUGCACCUAAAAACAUAAGCUAGACAAAAGAGAAGUUGCACUUCCAAUAUGGUGGUUUAGCAUGAUCUUCUGAUAAGCAUUACCAUGAAUAUGAGGCUGUUCCUUUGUAAUUAUAUAAUAUAGGUUAGUGGUCUUUGAAAUGCAAUAUUUCUUUUAGAUUGCUGUUUCGAUUUUUCUCAUGAUUACAGUACUCCUAAUUAACCAAUAAUAGUGUUUGAUUACAUUAAUGUUUCACAUUUAUAGAGGACAUUAUCAUUUUAUACCCAGUUUUUCUAUUAUGUCUUUCCAAAUUUGUCCUUCCAAAUUUAUCCUUCCAUCAGUCAGAAUUGUCAAGCAUUGCUAUCAUAAUAGUCAUAAUCCUCUGCAUACCAUCUGGUUUUGUUAAUUAGGAUUGAGUACUUUUUUGGGUAGGCAAUCUUGUAAUUUUUAAGUUUUGAUUUGCAUGAUUUUGCAUAUUCUAAUUCUGUGAUUUUUGGUCCAUGCUUUUCUUUCAUUGAUCAAAAAAUUAAUCGUGCCUCUAUUAUUCAAUUAUAGUCAUAAUCCUCAGCAUACCAUCUGGUUUUGUUAAUUAGGAUUGAGUACUUUUUUGGGUAGGCAAUCUUGUAACUUUUAAGUUUUGAUUUGCAUGAAUUUGCAAAUUCUAAUUCUGUGAUUUUUGGUCCAUGCUUUUCUUUCAUUGAUUAAAAAAUUAAUUGUGCCUCUAUUAUUCAAUCAUAGAUGUCGCCUUUUUUAGAAGUUUAUCUAUCUGUUGAUUUAUCUAUAUUACAUUUUGGAUUUUGUUUUUCUCACUCACAGCAAAACUAUAAAAUUUUCCAGUCAAGGUGAUCUUCAUUUAAAACCAUCCUAUUUUAGAGUAAAUUGACAUUUAGCAAUUACAAAGUUAAGAUUAAACCAAUCAUUUUAACUUGUGAAUGCUUUCAUCAGUGAAGUUAUUCAUUUGUAAGGUCUAGGUCAGAGUCAACUGUUGAACCUCUUUUUGAUUAUAAACUUUUAUCUUACCUGGCUAAUUUUAAGUAGACAGCUAGCAUUUAAGUUUGUAUUAUUCAUUGUCUUAAAAAGCGUUUGCUGGUUGAGGAAGAACAGGAGUCAAUGAUUUGAGAAAAGUUACAAUUUGAGUAGAUAUAACUAGUUGAAUUUUUGACAGUGUAUAUAUACUGCCAAGAAUUUUGUAGUUUUAGGGAAUUGGUGUUUGGCAUUUUUUAAGCGUGGAAAGAGGAUAAGAUCCCAGUGGUUAGUAAUAUGCAGAAAUUACUGUUGAAUAUUUGAUUAAUUCUUCAUUAUGUAAUUGAUUGAAUAAUUUGUAUGCUUGAUAUCCUAUUUGGGUGAGUUCUGGACAAACUAUGAUACUCAUUUUAUUAAAAAACUUAUGAUAGCGGUUGAAAAUGAC
This is a messenger RNA of Mangifera indica (mango), 3907 nucleotides long. RefSeq names its product UBP1-associated protein 2A-like. The record is from RefSeq and is a predicted model, not a curated record. Gene Ontology annotation, molecular function: RNA binding. The transcript is spliced from 2 exons. Lineage: Eukaryota; Viridiplantae; Streptophyta; Magnoliopsida; Sapindales; Anacardiaceae. The coding region runs from base 121 to 1542 and encodes 473 amino acids.